AUGGGAAUGAAGGGAUUAGAUUUCGGGGGUGAAUCGGUAGGAUUGGAUUUGGCAGACGCGAGUCGUUGCUGGUAGAUGCUGGGUUGAGAGUGAGCGAGAGAGGGGGAGAGAGAGAGAAAGAGAGAAGAGGAAGGGUAGAUAGAUAGAGAUAGAGAGAGAAAGAGAGAGAGAGAGAGAGAGGACUUUGGUUGAUGUCCGAACGGUGGUGGGGAGUAUGGAGGUUGGAGAAGAGAACGCGAACGUAUGAGGGGUUUGGUGAGAAGGAGAAGGAAACCUAAGGGAUAGAAACGGAUGGGUUUGGUGGUGUGUAGGUGAACUGGACAACCACCAGGGAGAGAUAGAAAGAGAGAGAGAGAGAGAAAGAGAGAGCAAGUGAGAGAAAGAGAGAAAGAGAGAUAGAGACAGACAGAAAGAGAGACAGGGACAGAGACAGAGAAAGAGAGAGAGAGACAAGCGUCGGUGGUAUUUAAGGGAGAGCCACGAGCAUAGCGCGCCAGUUACUACGGCCGAUUGGCCCCACAAGGUGUCGCUUAGGCCAACGCGGUAACGUACGAUUUGCGAAUCUGCACUCCGAGAGAAAUUUACGCGAGUGUGCAUACACACACAUCCACGUGACUACUAUAAUAACCCAUCCCAUCCCUCCUCUUUUUCCUUUUCUUAGUUUAUCUCUUAUUCUCUCUUUAUCUUUCUCUCUUCUUCCAUCUAUCCUCUAUCUUUUUUUCCUCUUACAUAAAUCUUCUUCUUCGCUUUCCUCGGAUCUUUCUUUUUUUCACAAGUGCUACUUCAUAUAAGAUAUAUAUAUAUAUAUAUAUAUAUAUAUAUAUAAAUAUACAUAUAAAUAAAUAUAUAUAUAUGUAUAUAUUAUAUACAUAUAUCAACGUGGCGAAAAUAUUAUUUUAAGUGACAGAAAGCGACAUAAGCCGAACCGGUGACCGAUGCUGCUGGCAUUGGGCUUGAUCCUGCUGCUACCGCUUGUCGGAGCUUUUCGGCAAGGAAGCGACAUCUUGGCCACGUCAAACGGCACGGCCGGCUUUGCUGAGGUUUUCUCUGAUCGAGCCUUUGUAGUUACAAGGAUUCAGUCGGACGGAAAAGUCGAGAGAGCGAUCCGUUGGCCUGGAAUUUGCGCUAAGGAGACCAUCGUCAAUUGGGGAGACAUCGACGUGACGUUAAGACAGGUCUGGGAGCAGAACACCGGGAGAAAGUUGCAACUGAUAUACGAGGGUGGCAGUUUGACCGACUGCAUCGACGAGGAACUAGAAAGAGGGGACGAGAGGUCCUGCCUGUCGAAUAUACACUCCGAUGACUACGAUGACGAAGCAGAGGCGGUCAUCGACGAGGUGUUCGAGUACAACGAUGUCGAGAGUAGUACGUCGACCGUGUCCCGAGACUUUUCUUGGUUAUCAUCGACCUCCGAGCUACGUCAUCGGUGCAACCGUUUGAGAACGAGAACGCGAAAUCAAGUCAUAGCUCAACAUCGACGAAGGGAAUACAGAAAGAACGUCAACGAUACCAUACUUGGUGAAAGAAGAGAAAGACGCAGUAGGAGUCGAAGACGUAGAGAACUACUUUUGAUACCAGGAACCCAAUGGUGCGGACGUGGUCAUCGUGCUACAAAAUAUACUAAUUUAGGUGGAUUUGGUGUUGCCGAUGCCUGUUGCCGAAGGCACGACACCGCUUGUCCAUUCUUCAUACCAGCAUUUGAGACACGUUACGGCCUUUUUAAUUGGGGUAUCACCACUAUGAUGCACUGCGCUUGCGACGAACGAUUCCGUACGUGUUUAAAAAUGGCGGACACGUCGUCAGCGAAUUUUAUCGGUAAGAUAUUUUUCGACGUACUCCAAACGAAAUGUUUCGUUCUUAAGCCUCAAAAGAUUUGUACGAAGAGAUCAUGGUGGGGCAAGUGUCAGCAUCACGAGUAUCGCAAACAGGCAUAUAUUCGCGACAAUGUUCCUUAUUGAGUGACAUGAGUAAGUCGAAAAGAGGUGUAAACGAGAGAGAGAGAAAGAUAAAAGGAGAGCAGAAAUAAAAGCAUAUACACACAAAAAAUAGAAACAAAAAAGAUAUUUAAAUAUUCUUCUAGAGAUGUCAAUAGGAAUUCUCAGGGAUAUGAAAAUAGUCUAUCGUGUAUUUAAUAAGGUGUAUUAAUGAUUAAAAAUCGUUUCACGAAUGAAAGAAAAAUGAAAAAGAAAAAAAAAAAAAAAAGAAGUAACAAGCGCUGCCAAGACAAUUUUUUGCCAUGACAAUACUCGAACUCGUUUAUUUUCACACGAUAAUAAUAAUCGUAAAUUAUAUUUAAAUUUUAUACCUUUUAAAUAAUUCAUCGAUUUUAAUAUCUUCAUGGCCGCAUUUUGUGAUAAGGCUCAUUAUAUGCAAAAACUGGACCAUCUUAUUUCUCACGAAAGAACAAUACUGAUAUAUUUGUUAAAAACAAAAUUGGAAAAAAAAAAGAAAAAUUUUAAUUAUUAUUAUUUUUUGUUAUUAUUGUUAUACUUUUUUUUUAAUUAAAAUUCGAACCUAUUUAUUUCUAUACUUUUUCUUGUCUUUUUUUUUUUUUUUAUAUAUAUAUAUACGUUUUGAAAUGCAAGUAUACGAGACACACACAUACACACAACAUAAAAAAUAUUGUAUAAAUGAGAUCAUAAAUAUCUUUUAUUAAUCUAAUUAUUUUGAAAUCGUUAAUUUUUUUUUCUCUAACGAUUUGCCAAUUAUAUACUUAUAUCGCAUUUUUCUAGUCCUGUAUAUUAAAAAACAAUUGUCAACUUAACGAACUAUAAUUUCGUGAGUUUUUUACACGAUAAUAUUGCAUUUGUACAUUUCUUUACAUAUCUACAUACAUACACACACACAUACACAUAUGCAUAUAAUAUAUAAUAUAUAAGUCUUUUGUACAUUUAAAAAGCAAACGAUUUAACGUUAAGCCGUUUGAUACCAAUGAUAUUAAUUCAUGUUAUCGAUGGCAUUUCUUUUUAUAAUCGCAUUCCAAAGAAUUCUUAACGAUUCGUGUUUUGUAAAAUAUCUCAAAAUCGAAUCAAUAAUAAUAUUAUCUGUAUAAAUAAAAAGUAUAUAUAUAUAUAUAUAUAUAUAUAUAUAUAUAUAUACUCGCAGUAGUAAUGGACGCUGACGGUGCAAUGGACGUUAAAUAGAUAAUUCACAAGCUCGAAUAUGUGUACGUAAUUUUUAAAUAAAUUACAUAUUGUUUAUAAACGACAAUAAAAAAAAAAGUCAACGUGAUUUCAUGAAAUCUAAUCGCGAACGGUCUAAAUAAAAAUUUCUAAUAUCAUGGUCGUCAGUAAAUAUAAUAUAGAUCAAAUAUCUACACUUGAUUAUUAAAAAAGAAAUGUGUGUAUAUACAUAUAUAUAUAUUUAUUAACAUAAUCGUUUUGUUUGAAAAAAUACGCACGACUGUGUCGAUUCAAAAUUGUAUUUGUGUUUUAUAUUUUCGAAGAAGAGUAUUCUAAUUUUAAUAUUCAACAAAAAAAGGGAACAAAUCUUUAUGAUUUUAUUUAUAGAAAAUUGAUAGAAUAAUUAUUUCGAAAAUGCUGAUUUGAGAGAUUAGAUUAAAGAAGAAGAAAAGAAACGAAAGGAAAAAAAUACAAUAAAAAAAGAAAUAAUUUUAAUGCAUGUCUUCCUAUAAUAAAAUUCAUUGUGAAGUAGAUUAUACACGUAUUGACCCGACAAAUAUUUUCGUACCCAAAAAGUUAGACCUGUUUUUGGGUACAUUUGGGAUGGGGAUUAGAAAACGUUUUAUUUUAUAGGCUAUUGCUUUGAAGAUACUUUAUAUAACGGUCUAUAAAUGCUAACUCAAAAAAUCAUAAUUUAUUUAAACAGAAUUUAAUACGUUUAUCGUUCCGUUAAAAAGAAAAAAAAGUCAUAAUUACAAAGAAUAUACAAAUUUAUUAUGAAAUUAUAUAUUAAUUUCUGCAUAUAUCAGUACUUAAUUACACUGUAUCUCCAAAACUGAAACCGAUACGUUGAAAUCAAUGCCAUUUUUGAAAUGAUUAUUAUACAUUGUAUCAGCUUUUGUUUUGUAUUAUUAUAUGAUCAGUAUUUCAAACGAAUGAUCCAUAUUUAUAAUAAAAUAUCAAUAACGCUAGGAUAUCAACCUAGAUACUUAAUAAUUAUUUAUACCGAUCAAAAUAUAUAAUAUUGUGAUCAUUUUUUAAAGAAAAUAUUUAUCAUUAAUUAAUAUUACAAAAUAUUGUUCAAAUAAAUAGAAAUGCGUUUGUUAUCAGAUUAUCAAAUAUAUUCGAGAUUAGAUAUAAUUUGCUAAUGUAUCGUAUCAAAGUAUCUCUUUUUUUCAUUUGCUUUAUGUUUGUUUGUUGGGCUGUGUUAUUUAUACGACAAUCUCUUUCGGAACAUUAAUGCAAAAUUAUUACGAAAAAUAUAUUAUAUUAGACGUUGUAUGUAUGUGUGUGUGUGUUUGUGCGCGUGCAUGUGUGUGUUUGGAAAUAACCGAAUAAGUAAGUAAACAUGUAAAUUCAAUUUUGUCGUUUUGUAUCUAUACGUUCAAUAUUUCAUCACAUUUUGUAUAAAUUAUGAUUCCUAUAGUAUAUAGCUUUAUAAUUGGAAGGUCGCAAAUCUUUAAACGUGUCUGGCAUUUAAAAGGGACUCAUUUCAAAAGGUACAUUUUCUGUUUAUGACCGUAACAUGGGAUUUUCCAAAGUACCCAGGGACAGAAGAUCCUUGUUUAACAAUAAAUCAUACUAAGCAUACUACUUACA
This is a messenger RNA of Vespula vulgaris, 4721 nucleotides long. RefSeq lists its product as uncharacterized. Gene Ontology annotation, biological process: arachidonate secretion; phospholipid metabolic process. The record is from RefSeq and is a predicted model, not a curated record. NCBI's taxonomy places the organism in Eukaryota, Metazoa, Arthropoda, Insecta, Hymenoptera, Vespidae. Gene Ontology annotation, molecular function: A2-type glycerophospholipase activity. Bases 936 to 1958 code for a protein of 340 amino acids. The transcript is spliced from 5 exons.